ACCACCGAUUCCUCGUUGCAAAAAAACAAAAACUAGCCUCUGAUCCACCUAUGCUACUCGACACAUAAAAGAGCAGAAACCCCCGACCCAGGUCCACGUGCCCCAUCCCAUAUCAUACCCAUGUCGUCCCAUGCGCAGGCGUCACCUCCAAACCUGCAACCUCGCGACCUGCAACCUCCGGACCUCCCGCCACCUCCCCCCUCUUGGGCCGCGCACGCCCGCCGCAGUCUCAAAACUUUCAACCUCCAACAACCGCCGAGUUUUCAGAGCAACGACAUCCCGGCAAACACACGGCCUUUUCUGUUCCUCCCAGCGUGCACACCCUCGUGUCCACCCCCGAACCGACGCCCCGAAAAAAGCAAGAAAAACGCCCUGUUUGCGGACAUGUCUUCUCCCCCCGAGCCAGCCGCCGGGACAGGCCUCAAACGGCCCCGUUCCCCCGGCGCCACCGCCGCCGUGAAGCCGGAAUUGCCCAGCGGCGGCCUGCUGCAGCCGCCCGAGGAGCCCGGCAGCUCUUUUCCCGCGGAAAAUGCGCCCGCCACGGCGGGUUCUGCCGACGCCCAAACCACGGCCUCUGACGACGAGAAAAGCGCCGGAACCGGGCCCCAGCCGGGCGCAACCGGCGCCGACGAGGCCGCCAGCGAUGCCGACAACGGCGGCGGCGGCGACGAUGACGAUGACGAUGACGAUGACGACGACGACGACGAAGACGACGAUUUGAGCGUCUCCCGCAAGGCCAAGCGCAGGCGCGCCAACCAGUUCCUCGAUAUCGAGGCCGAGGUCGACGACGAGGAGGAGGACGAGCUCGACGAGGACGACGAGGAGGCGGAGCUUUUGCGCGAGCAGUUCAUCGCGGACGACCACGCCGAGCGCGACGUGGCCGUGCCCGACGCCGCGGACGACCGGCUCCACCGCGAGUACGACCAGCGGCGGCAGAAGGCCGAGGACCAGGACGCGGAGCAGUUGGCCGAGACGUUGAAGCAGCGGUACCGCAAGACGCACACGGUGUACCGCGGCGACACCGCGGCGAGCGGCACGGUGUCGCAGAAGCUCCUCAUGCCGUCGAUCAACGACCCGGCGAUCUUCGCCAUCCGGUGCACGCCGGGGCGCGAGAAGGACUUGGUGCGCAAGCUCCACGAGAAAAAGCGCACGUUGGCGCGGCUGGGCAAGCCGCUCGACCUCUUGUCGGUGUUCCAGCGCGACGCGUUCCUGGGCUACAUCUACAUCGAGGCCAAGAAGCCCGAGGCCAUCCAGCAGGCGCUCACGGGCAUGGUCAACGUGUACGCGACGCAGCGCAUCAUCGUGCCCGUCAGCGAGUAUCCGGACUUGCUCAAGCAGGUCAAGUCCUCGGACGUGGAGAUCGUGCCGGGCAUCUACGUGCGCGUCUCGCGCGGCAAGUACAAGGGCGACUUGGCCAUCGUGGACAACCUCUCGGAAAACGGGCUCGAGGUGCGCUGUAAGUUGGUGCCGCGCUUGGACUACGGCAAGAACGACGAGUUCACGCCCGACGGCAAGCGUGUCCGCCUGAAGGUCCGGCCCGUCCCGCGGCUCUUCAGCGAGCUGGAGGCCCGCACAUACGACGCCGACUACUUGCAGCCGGGCCGCGGCCCGCGCUCGUACGUCUACCGGGGCGAGGAGUUCAUCGAGGGCUUCCUUCUCAAGGACUUCAAGUUGCAGUUCAUACAGACCAAGGACGUGCACCCGAGCUUGGAGGAGUUGGACCGCUUCCAGACCGGCGCCACCGAGGAGGACGGCUUGGACCUCGCGGUAGUGGCCGCGUCCUUGAAGAAUAGCAAGUCCUCCGACGGCAGUCGAUCCAGCGCGUUCCAACCGGGCGACAACGUGGAGAUCCGCCGCGGCGAGCAGGCAAGGACCACCGGUAAGGUCACCGGCGUCUCGCUCAACGAGGUCACCAUCAUUGUCACCGAUGCGGGCGAUUCGAAGUUGGUCAACCAGGAGUUGACGGUCACCGCCAGUGACUUGCGCAAAGUGUUUGCGCUUGGCGACCACGUCAAGGUCGUGGGCGGAAAGCACACCGACCAGACCGGCUUGGUGAUCAAGAUCGAUGGCGAGUCCGUCGUUUUGUUGAGUGACCAGACCCGCGAAGACGUGCGUGUCUUCGCCAACUACCUCAUCAAGGCAACCGACUCUUCCACCAGCGUUGAUAUGGUCAACAGCAAGUACGAGAUCAAGGACUUGGUGCAAUUGAACGCCUCCACGUUUGGUGUGAUCGUCAAAGCCGAGACGGGCUUCUACGGGGUCCUCACGUCCGACGGGCGUGUCGUUGAGGUGAAGCCAACCGGUAUUGCCGCGAAGCUCAAGUUGACCAGGAGGGAGCAGGUUGCCACAGACAAGAACGGCCUAACCAUCAAUGUCGGCGACUCCGUGAAGGAGAUGGGCGGCGACAAAAGAAAGGAAGGAACGGUUGUCCACAUCCACAAGAACACCUUGUUUAUCGAGUCGCAUGAGCUCAACGAGAACUUGGGUAUUUUUGUUACCAACGCCCUCAAUGUCAACACUGUGUCCACCAAGAACUCGAUGGUGUCCAAAACCCUCGGUCCCGACUUGAGCCGCAUGAACCCGAACUUGAAGCUCGCUCCCAUGGCAGCUCCAGGUUCUAAAAUGCGCAGUGGCGGCCGCGACAAGUUGAUCUACAAAGACGUUGUCAUCAAUAGCGGAAACCACAAGGGCCUCAUGGGCAAGGUCGUUGAGACCGACGACGUUGACGCCAGGAUCGAAUUGCACACCAAGUCCAAGAAGGUCAAGGUCAACAAAACAAAGCUAAGCGUGCUUAUCCGCGGCGAAAGCAUUCCGUACUUGCGGUUCAUCGGUGCAGCCGAUGGAGGCCCACGGCCUGGCCCAGGCCUCUCACUGGCACCGGCCUUUUCGUCCGGAGCUAGAUCCGCGUGGGGCGGAGCCACCCCGUCCGUCAAUGGCGGGGCUGCAUCUAGCUGGGGCGGCAAAACCCCUUCUGCGUCCGGCGGAAAUGCUUCUGCUUGGGGAUCGAGUGGCGGCGCCUCGUCUUGGGGCUCUGGCGGCGCCUCGACGUGGGGCUCCAACAACCCUGGCGGAGCUUCUGCUUGGGGCUUUGGUGGCGGUGGCGGUGGUUCAGCGUGGGGAGGCGCCACUGGCGGUGGAAACUCGACGUGGGGCAGCAAUCAGAACCCUGGCGGGAACUCCGCGUGGGGCUCCAAUGCCACCAACGGCAGCAACUCGACGUGGGGAGCCAACCAGAGAAGCGGCGGCAGCUCUGCCUGGGGCAGUAAAGGCGGCAGUUCUGCGUGGGGCAAAUCGGGAAGAACCUCUUCGUGGGGCAAUCAGGCCGGUGGCAACUCUGCAUGGGGACUGAACUCUGGCGGAGGCAACUCGUCAGCGUGGGGCAGCAAGUAGGGCCAAACAAUGUACAGUAUAAUAUAACGGAUGCGACUUUAUUGAUUCUACUUGUUGAUGCUUGAUGGGUUGAGCUGGCUCAUAGCGAUGGGCCCCGACACGGCGAAGCAACAACGUCUCGCGCUCUGGAGGGAAAUGGUGUUUGUGGCUUGUGUACCCUGGAUCUUACCUGGAGGACUUUUCGGAGGCAGCGCAGGUGUGGCAAGCGGAGGACCCGAUAUAUCUCCGUCCCCGCAGAGCAGCGCCUUGACGCUCGCUUUCUGGUCCUGGUGCCAUGUUUCUGGGUCGGCCGGGGUGGUU
Messenger RNA from Metschnikowia bicuspidata var. bicuspidata NRRL YB-4993, 3690 nucleotides. It is a transcript of the gene SPT5, whose product is annotated as transcription elongation factor. Gene Ontology annotation, cellular component: DSIF complex. NCBI's taxonomy places the organism in Eukaryota, Fungi, Ascomycota, Pichiomycetes, Serinales, Metschnikowiaceae. The record is from RefSeq and is a predicted model, not a curated record. The transcript has a single exon. Gene Ontology annotation, molecular function: mRNA binding. Gene Ontology annotation, biological process: transcription elongation by RNA polymerase II; regulation of transcription by RNA polymerase II; regulation of DNA-templated transcription elongation. Bases 121 to 3390 code for a protein of 1089 amino acids.